AUGGUUAUGGCACCUUCUGCGAUCGCCAUUGAUGAAAAAGAAACUACGAUUAUCAACGACAGUAAAGUCGAACUCAUCGACAACAAUCAUGGCGUCGAAUCCGAUGUGACUGGCUUUGCCUCCAAGGCGCUCGUGCAAAGAGUCCUCAAAGAGCAGAUUGCCCGUGUUGAUGUUGACACCUGCGAACCGGGCGAGGAAGAUGCCUUCUACGUGGCGGAUCUAGGGGAAGUCUACCGCCAGCAUCUCCGUUGGAAGCUCAACCUCAGUCGAGUCAAGCCGUUCUAUGCCGUCAAAUGCAACCCGGACCGCGAAGUGCUUCGUCUGUUGGCGAAAAUGGGCACCGGCUUCGAUUGUGCGUCUCGAGCUGAGAUCGACCUGGUGCUCAGCUUGGGCGUGCCGCCCAGCCGUAUCAUCUACGCUCAACCAUGCAAGACCAAAUCGUACUUGCGAUACGCUCGCAACGUCGGCGUUACUCAGAUGACCUUUGACAACGGGGACGAGCUUCGAAAGAUCAAAGACUGCUUUCCCGACGCCGAAUUGGUGCUGCGCAUCUUGACCGACGACUCGGCCAGUCUGUGCCGUUUCAGUGCGAAAUACGGCGCCAGCUUGGAAGACGCGGCAGAAUUGCUCCAUCGGGCAAGGGAGCUUGAUUUGAAUGUCAUCGGAGUCAGCUUCCACAUUGGCUCCGGAGCGAGCGAUCCCUGCUCCUUCGGAAAAGCAGUCAAAGAUGCACGCUACGUGUUUGACCAGGCGGCCGGAUUCGGCUACGAUCUCAAAUUGCUCGAUGUUGGAGGCGGCUUUGUUGACGAGACGUUCGAAGUGUUCGCGGGCAAUUUGAACGAGGCCCUCGAGGAGUAUUUCCCCCACAACGUCAAUGUCAUUGCCGAGCCUGGUCGUUACUAUGUCGCAACCGCUUUCACUCUGGCCACUCAUGUCAUCGCCCGACGUGAAGUUUCGGUGGAUCGUGAAGGUGGGAAGGGGUACAUGCUGUACUUGAACGAUGGUGUUUACGGCAAUUUCUCCAACAUCAUCUUCGACCAUCAGCAUCCUGUUCCACAGGUUUUGUCGGCUGCAGCAGGCGGGGACAAGAUGGUUGAAUACUCGAUCUGGGGUCCUACUUGCGAUGGGAUCGAUGUCAUUGCCGAUCGAUACUUCUUGCCUGGCGUUCUCGACAUUGGGGAUUGGUUGUUCUUCGAGAACAUGGGAGCAUACACCAAGUGCUCGGCCACCAGGUUCAAUGGAUUCAAAGAUGACCACGAGGUCAUUUACAUUUCCAGCGAGCCGGGUGCUUCAGCAUUGCUCGGGUACUAA
Molecule: messenger RNA, 1311 nt
Organism: Capronia coronata CBS 617.96
Lineage: Eukaryota; Fungi; Ascomycota; Eurotiomycetes; Chaetothyriales; Herpotrichiellaceae
Product: ornithine decarboxylase
Exons: 2
Coding region: 1-1311 (436 amino acids)
Cellular component (GO): cytoplasm
Molecular function (GO): ornithine decarboxylase activity
Source: RefSeq, a predicted model, not a curated record